Microplitis mediator is the source of this 2268-nucleotide messenger RNA. RefSeq names its product DNA methyltransferase 1-associated protein 1 (gene DMAP1). The record is from RefSeq and is a predicted model, not a curated record. Gene Ontology annotation, biological process: negative regulation of transcription by RNA polymerase II; DNA repair; chromatin remodeling. The transcript has 2 exons. Bases 114 to 1394 code for a protein of 426 amino acids. Gene Ontology annotation, molecular function: transcription corepressor activity. Gene Ontology annotation, cellular component: NuA4 histone acetyltransferase complex; nucleus; Swr1 complex. Lineage: Eukaryota; Metazoa; Arthropoda; Insecta; Hymenoptera; Braconidae.
AUUCAAACUCCAAUCAAACAUAUUAUCAAAACUCUAACCUAAAAGAAUAUCAAGUGUUUACUUGAAGAGUUGCUGUUAUUUAUCAAUAAAUAAAUGUGUAAUAAAUAAAUAAAAUGGCAGACGUCCGUGACAUUUUGGACAUCGAAAGUCCAGCAGCCGGAGAACUAACACGUGAGUCGAUAUUUGGUAAUAAAAAAACAGUCAAAAAAUAUGAUUACAAAGUUCCUAAACGUCCUGAGGGGAUGCAUCGUGAGGUAUUUGCAUUAUUGUGCAAAGACAAUACUGACGUGCCACCAAUUUACCCCACUGACACCGGGAAAGGGUACAAGCAAGCGCGAGCCAAACUUGGUAUGAAAAAAGUGCGCCCUUGGAAAUGGACACCGUUCACAAAUCCAGCUCGUACUGACGGUGCUGUAUUCCAUCACUGGAGACGCGUUGCCGACAACACCAAAGAGUAUCCAUUUGCGAAGUUCAAUAAAAAAAUUCCUGUUCCAAGUUACAGCAACACGGAAUACAAUCAGCACUUGGCUGCCAACGGAUGGACCCGCGCAGAGACGGAUCAUUUGUUUGAUUUGUGCCGCAGGUUUGACUUGAGGUUUAUUGUCAUCCAGGACAGGUGGGACAGGAGUAAAUUUCCUCCUAGAACUGUCGAAGAUUUAAAGGAAAGAUAUUAUCAGGUUUGCGGGGCGCUGACUAAAUCUAAAUCUUACUCAGAUAAAAUUUACGUAUUUGAUGCCGACCAUGAGAAGCGACGUAAAGAACAACUGAAAAAAUUAUUCGAACGCACGCCGGAGUUGGUCGGUGAAGAGCAAACUCUGCUGACGGAGCUGAGAAAAAUAGAGCAGAGAAAGAAGGAACGAGACCGCAAGACACAGGACCUGCAGAAAUUGAUCACCGCAGCCGACCAUCAAGCAGAUCCGCGUAAAAAUGAACGUAAACAGGCAUCGAAAAAGACGACGACCACAGCCAGAAACAGGCCCAAUAAGUCCGAUGCUGCCUACACGCAGAAGCUUCAGGUGGUCGAGUCCGCGGGAAUUAAAUUCCCUGAUUUCAAAAAUAGCGGAGUGAGUUUACGCGGCCAGAGACUGAAGUUGCCCAGCAGUUUGGGUCAGAAGAAGAUAAAAGUUAUCGAAACGAUGCUGAAUGAACUGAAGAUGGAUUUGAAUCCCCCGCCUACUGAAGAGAUUUGCCAACAAUUCAAUGAACUGAGGAGCGACAUAAUUCUGCACUUUGAAUUACAAGGAGCUCUCGCUACUUGUAAUUAUGAACUCCAGUCCCUGCGUCAUCAGUACGAGGCUCUAGCGCCUGGAAAAACUCUGACCAUACCAGCAGCGCUGAUGCCCAAAAAUGAAGAGGUCAAAUCUGAAAUAAUUGAUGUCGUUGGAUGUAUAUAAUUAAUUAUUCACUAAUUAACGAUUUCCAUCCAGUACCAGACUGGAUAAUUAAAAAUGUCUCUAUGAAAAAUUUAUUUUUAAUUAAUUAAUUUAAAAAAAUUAAUUACCGGCAUUAAGGCCAUACUCAAACAGUGCCCCCUACUUUUUCAAAACAUUCAAUGAUUUUAAAUUGUAAUGAUCGUAUUAAAAUUUUGAUAAUUAACCAAAAAAAAAUUGAAUCAUUAAUUGAAAAAAAGGCUACGCAGUUUCAAUUGUCACCGGGACAUAGAUUUUUAAAAAAUUAUUAAUAGUUGAUAUCAAUUAGGAGUUAAACGAAAUUUUUAAAUAAAUUUCAGUAAAAUCUUCAUGUCAAUUUUAAAAUUUUUUAGGCGAAAAUUUAUUUACUAAAUUUCUAAUUGAUAACAACUGAGUAAUUUUUAAAAAAAUCUAUAUCAGCGAAAUUGUAACUGCGUCGUCCUUUUUUUAAUUAAUGCUUAAAUUUUUUAAAAAUUAAUUAUCAAAAUUUAAAUACUAUUGUGACAUUUAAAGGUCAUUUAAUAUUUUUAAAAAGUGGGGGCACUGACUGAAAAUGUCCUAAAAAAUUAUCGUAACAAAUUACGAUCUUAUUGAUAAUAUUUAAGUAAUAAAAUAUAAUAAUUAAUAGUAAUUGCAAGUGUAAUUUAAGUUUAAAAUGAAUAGUAAUACUUGUAAAUAAAUAAUACCUUUUAAAUAGUUACUUAUAUCUCUGUGUAUUUUAUAUUGUCGACAAAAAGUAACAAUUUACGGUCAAACCGUAUAAUUUAUCUACAACAAUCUACAAUAGAUUACAAUAUGUUUAAUUUUAUUUUUUAUUUUAUUUAUGUUUUCUUUUUCAAAUAUUUAUUUAAUUCACUUU